AUGGAUUCUACAAAUUCCAAUGAUGGAGAACCUGUUCCUCCAAAGCAAGAUAACUCACAAUCCUGUUACCCAGUAAUAUAUCCUGCUUAUUUCUCACCAUACUUUCCAUUUUCUUUUCCAUUUUGGCCUGGAUAUAAUACGGAGCCAGCAAAGAAAGAAACACAUGAAGUCUUGAGGCCAACUGCAGUGCAUUCAAAGAGCCCAAUCAAUGUUGAUGAACUGGUUGGCAUGUCAAAACUCAGCUUGGGAGAAUCAAUUGGUCAUGCUGGGCCAUCAUCUCUUUCACUAAAGCUUCUGGAAGGUCCUUCCUCUAGGCAAUCCGCAUUUCAUGCCAAUCCGGGCUCAG
Carica papaya (papaya) is the source of this 346-nucleotide messenger RNA. The record is from RefSeq and is a predicted model, not a curated record. Lineage: Eukaryota; Viridiplantae; Streptophyta; Magnoliopsida; Brassicales; Caricaceae.